Molecule: messenger RNA, 1890 nt
Organism: Emiliania huxleyi CCMP1516
Lineage: Eukaryota; Haptophyta; Isochrysidales; Noelaerhabdaceae
Exons: 4
Coding region: 1-1890 (629 amino acids)
Biological process (GO): cleavage in ITS2 between 5.8S rRNA and LSU-rRNA of tricistronic rRNA transcript (SSU-rRNA, 5.8S rRNA, LSU-rRNA)
Cellular component (GO): nucleus
Molecular function (GO): polynucleotide 5'-hydroxyl-kinase activity
Source: RefSeq, a predicted model, not a curated record
AUGGGCCCCCGCAAGCGACGACGCUCUGGUGGCGACGCGUCCAGGCAAACGCGCCUGGCUGCCGCCCCGGCCGCCUCCGAGGCCGGGCCGCCAGCCGCGGACGCCGCCUACGUCGAGGUUGCCGUCUCGCCGCUGCAGCCGCUCGCCUUUCUCGGCUCGGCGGAGCUCCGCGUGGUGCAGGGCUCGCUCUGCGUCCUUGGCUCGCACUUGAGCGCCGACUCGGGCUGGUGUGCCGUGCACUCGCCCGCCGGAGGCUUGCCACUGGCGCUGCAGGCGCGUCGGACCCUCUCCUCGGUCUCUGCGAGCGCGACGGUGCAUGUGCGUGCCAUCGACCCGGCGCCCGAGCACCUCGCCGCCAGCAGUCCGGACGCACCCGCGGCUCCCGCCGACUGCAGCGAGUCUGCCGCUAGCGGCGAGGCGGCGGCAGACUCGGAGGCGGCAGAGCCGGGCGGCGGUGCGGCGGCUUGUGUGGCGGCGGAGGUGGCUGCAGCCGUGCUAUACCCUGGUGCCGCACUCUCGCCUGUAGGGCCGCUGCCGGACCGGCCUCGCGCGCUGCUGGAAUCGCUCGUCGAGGAGGAGGAGGGCGAGGAGGAGGAGUGCGAGGAGGGCGAGGAGGAGGGCGAGGAGGGCGAGGAGGAGGGCAUGGGCGAAGAGGUGGAGGAGGCGGAGGAGUGGGCUGGCGAGGCGGACGGGGAGCGGGCGGCCGCAGCGGCGGCGGAGCAGGCGGACGGCCCCGGUGCGGCCAGCCUUGCCGAGCCGUCUCCCGCAGCUGCGGCUGCGCCUGGCGUCUCCGGCGAAGAGGCCGCACCCGCCACCGGCGCGGAGGCGUCAGCGCCGACGGCGGUGGCGGACGCGCUCUGCUCGUCUCUGCGCCUCCAGCUCCUCCCGCCCACCGCCGCCGGACGCGUGUGCCGGCUCGGCGCGCUCCUGCCAUGCGGCUGGGAGGAGGGGGUCGAGGCCGCGCUGCGCCACGUCGGCGAGCGGUCGGCCGGCGGGCGAGGGGGAGGGCCGGCGGUGGUGGUGGUGGUGGGAGCGCGGAACAGCGGCAAGUCGAGCUUCCUCCGCCUCCUCGCCAACGCAGUCCUCGCCAACGCGGCGCUCCGGCGCCCCUCUGGCCCGCCCGCAGUGGGGCUGCUCGACUGCGACGUCGGGCAGCCAGAGCUCGGCCCGGCCGGACUCCUCUCCCUCCGCACCCUGCACGAGCCUCUCCUCGGCCCUCCCCUCGCCCACCGCCGCGCGGCGCACGUCGCCGCCGACGCGGCCGUCUGCUUCGGCGCCGCGUCGCCCGCCGCCGACCCGCGCGCCUACGUCGCCGCCGCAGCCCACCUCGCGACGGUGCACGCGGCCGCCGCCGCCGCCGCCGCCGCCGCCCACGCCGCCGGCGAGGGCGGCGAGGGAGCGCCUCCUCUGCUGGUCAACACGUGCGGCUGGGUGCAGGGCCUCGGCGCGUGGCGCAUCUCCCCAUAUCUCCCCAUAUCUCCCCAUAUCUCCCCAUAUAUCCCCAUAUCUCCCCAUAUCUCGGCGCGUGGACCAACCCGCUGCGCCAGGCCUGCGGGCCUGCAGCUCCUCACCGACCUCGUCGCCACGCUGCGCCCGACGGCGCUGCUCGUCCUCGAGCGGGCCGACGGCGCGGCGCCCUUCCCGCUCGACCACUUGCUGCGCGGCUGGCGCGCCGAGGAGGCUACGGCCGCCGCCGCGCCGGCGCCGCCCCCCGCCGUGCUUCGCGUGCCUGCGCUCCAGCCGACCGACUGGCCUGCCCCGCCCGGGGGGGGGCGGGCGGAGCCGCCGCCGUCGGCGUCCGACGCGCGCGAGAUGGUGCGCUCCCCUCCUCACCCGCGCAGCGCCGCCUCACCCCCGCCCGGCUCCGCCGAGGGACGCCCCUUCUUCUGA